Molecule: messenger RNA, 1236 nt
Organism: Pleurotus ostreatus (oyster mushroom)
Lineage: Eukaryota; Fungi; Basidiomycota; Agaricomycetes; Agaricales; Pleurotaceae
Exons: 10
Coding region: 1-1236 (411 amino acids)
Biological process (GO): fungal-type cell wall organization; (1->6)-beta-D-glucan biosynthetic process
Cellular component (GO): plasma membrane; endoplasmic reticulum membrane
Molecular function (GO): glucosidase activity
Source: RefSeq, a predicted model, not a curated record
AUGGCGGACGACAUAGUGUCGCCUGGUGGAAAUAGAGAUUCGGUCAGGGACUCCACAUUAUUGCCGCCCGAACGGAAAUUCGCUCGCGACAGCGUCUGGUCAUCAUCAGGAGACAGCUUCGUCAGCAUCUCUUCGGAUAGAGACAGCAAGUAUCCCUCUGACUUGAUGUCAUCCUUCCCAACUACCCCAAGAGGUUUGGUGCCAUAUGCUUAUGACCCAGCGUCCGACGAACUUGAACCACCUGAUGAAGAGGACAUGCUGCAUGACCCGGACGAUAAAGCGUGGAUCGGCGGCGGCGGCAAACGGCAUCCUGAUCUCAAGCGCGCCUUUCCUUGGCGAGGAAUACUCAACAUCGCCGUCCUCAUUAUCCUCAUCCUCGCCCUCCUAUGCCUUUUUAUCUUCUACCCGGUGCUCACGUUCUACCAGAACUCGGCGAGAAAUCUGAAAAUCGAUGGCAAUAUACGGAUAAACGCGAUCGGCCAGGCGCCAGUUUUAUUCCAGAUGCCAGAUUUGAUUGACAAAGAUACCCCGGACGCCGCGAAGUCACGCACAGGAUUCGAUGGUCAUGAAUACGAACUCGUCUUCUCGGACGAAUUCAACGUAGAUGGGAGGUCCUUCUACCCAGGUGACGAUCCAUUCUGGGAGGCGGUUGAUCUUUGGUAUGGUGUGACCGGCGAUAUCGAGUGGUAUGACCCAAGUUCGACGGCACCUUUCACUGCGGCUGAAAACCACGCCCUGAACUAUAAAAGCGGCAUGUUGCAAAGCUGGAACAAGUUCUGCUACACGAGCGGGUAUAUUGAAGUCAGCGUGGUCUUGCCUGGGGUCAACGAGAAUGCACAAGGAUACUGGCCUGGCGCAUGGACCAUGGGCAACCUUGGACGAGCCAGACCCAUCACCCAUCGUAUGUGGGCCAAAGCUGUUGGCCCGGACAACGGCCCGGACGGUAGUGGUGUCGGGCAGCGGCUUAUACCAGAGGAACCCAUGUCUAUCGUCCUCAAUUUGGGCAUCUCUCCUAACUGGCAGACGAUCGAUUUCUCUACCCUGAUUUUUCCCGCUGAGAUGCUCGUGGACUACGUGCGGGUCUAUCAACGCAAGGGCGCUAUCAACGUCGGCUGCAGCCCUAAAGAUUACCCAACGGCCGAUUACAUUAAUGCCCACAUGGAUGCCUAUACCAAUGCCAAUCACUCAUCAUGGCCGUACGCCAAGCCCAAGAACAGUUUGUGGGACGGCUGCUAA